This is a messenger RNA of Manis pentadactyla (Chinese pangolin), 1131 nucleotides long. It is a transcript of the gene NKAPL, whose product is annotated as NFKB activating protein like. The record is from RefSeq and is a predicted model, not a curated record. NCBI's taxonomy places the organism in Eukaryota, Metazoa, Chordata, Mammalia, Pholidota, Manidae. Gene Ontology annotation, molecular function: chromatin binding. Gene Ontology annotation, cellular component: nucleus. Gene Ontology annotation, biological process: regulation of gene expression.
AUGACACCGGUAUCCCAGGCUCGCUAUCCCGAGGACAUCCCGGGUACUCGGAGACGGCGACGCAGCUCAUGGGCGAGCCCGCCCUCCGCUCAGGACAGAUGCUCUUCCUGGGGUGGCCGUGAGGGACUCAGGCCAGCGUAGGGGAGAUCGGGCGUCAGCACUCCUUACCAGCCUACCCGCUCCGGGUUCCGCAGCUAUACAUUCUCAUCCUCUUCUUCUGUCUACUGUGGCCUAUACCAUUACCAUCACCACCGUUAUGCGGGUGAUCAGCAGUGGGUGCAAGACUACAAGAAGGAGAAAGUGGAGAGCUGUCGGCAAAGGAGGCUGAAGAGAGAAAGGAUUGGGGAGUUGGGAGCUCCUGAGGUAUGGGGGCUGUCACCAAAGUUUCCUGAGCUGGAUUCUGAUGAACACGCCUCAGUGGAGGACAUAGAGGUAAAGACUCAGAAGAGCCGCACUUCAAACUUCAGCCCUGAAGACAAGAGGAAAAAGGCCAGUCGUUCAAAAAACAAGAAGAAAAGAAGAAAAAAAUCCAAAAGAAAACAUAGGAAAUAUUCUGAUGAUAGUGACAGCAAUUCAGACUCUGACCCUAAUUCUAGCUCUGCCGAUGAUAAAAAGAGAGCCAAAAAAUACAAGAAAAAGAAACACAGAGCCAACAAACCCAAGAAAAAGAAUAAGACUAAAAAAGAAACCAGUGAGUCAAGAUACAAGGAUUCAGAAGGGGAGUUGCCAGAAGAUACCGGGCUUGAGCAGUCAAAGAUUGCAGAUACCACGGAUCUAAAAGGCCCAGAAGCACCCAUAAUACACACCUCUCAAGAUGAGAAACCUUUGAACUAUGGCCAUGCUGGUGAAGGUGCAGCUAUGGCAGAGUAUGUAAAAGCUGGAAAACGAAUCCCACGAAGAGGUGAAAUUGGGCUGACAAGUGAAGAGAUUGCUUCAUUUGAAUGUGCAGGUUAUGUUAUGAGUGGUAGCAGGCAUCGCAGAGAGAACCAGAUCUACAGUGCUGAUGAGAAGAGAGCCCUUGCAUCUUUUAACCAAGAGGAGAGAUGUAAAAGGCAGAAUAAGAUUCUGGCCAGUUUCCGAGAGAUGGUGUAUAGAAAGAUAAAAGGGAAAGAUGAUAUGUAAGGACUUUUU